AUGUUCUCUUGUGAUAUAGUAAAUAUACCCAACAAAUAGCCCCGAUACAUUGGAUCUAGUGCAAGGUAUAUUAAAUUUAAUUAAAUUUCUGUAUUUAGUCAACCUGAUCAACCAAGUUCAGGUCGUAUCAAAAAACCAAAUAGCAAGUUUAAACUAUUAAGUGUAAUUAUAACUUGUAUAAUAACUUUAGUUACAUACUAUCAAAAAGGAUGAGAUCAAGAAUUUUUACCAUCAUUCUUCGAUAUAUAAUGUCAAAGAGUAUAAAGAUUUGAUCAAAUCACCUGUCUUUUUGUAUCAUUGAUUCUAAUUUAAGCUUAGCUUUGAAAGUAAUACUACUAAACUCACUGAUUUACAGACUAAAGUUCUAAUUACAGAUUUUUCAAGAAAAGUUGCAGCUUAUCUCUUAAAUAAAAAACUAUCCAAUAGCAAAAAUAUGAAGAAGUAUUAUUCUGAAUUGAAGGCAGCUUCUUCAUAGAAAGAAUUCGAAACUUAAUAAAUAAUUCUUCAUACCCAACCAUAAGAUAAUCAUUCUAAGGCAGAUAGUAAAUUCAUUACUAUAAUUUAUAAAUAGAAUAAGAAAUUGGAAUAGAAAUUAUGUUGAUGGAUAAUCAAAAGAUUAUUGCCAGGUAAGUUAUACCAAAUGAAAGAAUUCAAAAUAGACUCUUAAAAUACAUGGAAAAAUAUUUAAAUGAUGAUCAAAUAGAUUAUGAAACCAAGUAAUUAUAUUUAUUUUUAUUUCAAGAAUACAAUUUAUGACUCAAUAAUACUCUGAAAUUGUUAAAAAAAUUAAAACGAAAGUAUUCAAAAUUAAAGUUCCUGAAAAUUAUACAUAAUAAAUCAUUGAUGAAUAUGCACAAGUUAGUGAUAAAAAAAAAAGAGAAUAGUUUGAUCAACAAUUUGAUUAAUUAGCUGAUCAAAUUAUACAAACUGUUCAUUAAAGUUUUGAAACUCUUUCCUCUUAGAAAGCUUCUAAAACUGAUCUACAAAAUUUAGAUGAAGAUAUUUAAAACAAUACAAAUACUUAAGUAUUAACUGAACAAAUAUAGCAAUCAGCUGAAUAUUUAGAUGACGUAGAAGAACCAUUAGAUAAAAAUUAAAGAAAAUUUAAAAAGAUUAUUAAGUAUGAUAAAUCAAAUAAAACUUCGAUAAAAAAAUAAUCCAUAAGAUUAAUAAAAUAGUCAGAUAAUGAAUAAAUUUCGUCAUUUCUUGAUUAGAAGAGUUUCAAUCAAUAAUAAUAGGCUCAAGAUAUUUCUGAUCUUUCCUAUGAAUAGAAAAGAUCAACAAAUGCUUAAAAAAAUUAAAUAAAUAAAAAUAAUAUUGAAUCAUAAUUGAAUGAUUCUGAUAAUUUUAAUUUCUAAAGGUUUAGUUAUAGUCUAAUUGAUGAUAAAUAUAAAGGCAAAAACAAUUCUUCCUAUUAAUCUGAUUAGAUGGAAAAAAAAGAAUUAAUAGAUCUCGAAAAUUAAUAAAUUAAAAUUGAUUAAUAAAAAGAAAGUAAACCAAAUAGAAAAUUAUCUUAAUUUGAAAAUUCAUAAAAUUAAAAUAUGAUUUAAAACUAAUCAAAUAAUUAUUCUCAAAAAAAUAAUUCCUCAUUGAAUAUAAAUUAGAGUUUAGAUAGAAAUGAUAUCUAAAGAAUUUAGAAAUUGAAUAUAUAGAAUAAGGGAGAAAAAGAUGAAAUAAGUAAAAAAAUAGAGGACCAAAUAUAGCAAGCAUAAUCAGUAAUACAAAGACAGAAAUUUGGAGUAAUUGAAAAGUUAUUAUCAGCUCAAUCAAUAUUUGAUGUGGAUAUAAAUGUAUAUUAUAUAAAUUGAUUAUAAGUUAGCUGAUUUUCCAUUGAAUAGGUAAAUGUCAAAUAAUGGAUAAGAGGAUAAAUAAAUUUUUCAAUAAUUGUAAAUUUGUUAAAAUAUUUGAUUAGAUUUGCUUGGUAGAAAGAAAUAAAUUAGAUUAUACCUAUUCUAAAUUCAUUAAAUAGAAAAUCGUAAGAUAAUGAAAGUAUAUAUGAGACAAAAUCAAGAAGUAGUGAUGAUAAUAACUGA
Molecule: messenger RNA, 2033 nt
Organism: Paramecium sonneborni
Lineage: Eukaryota; Ciliophora; Oligohymenophorea; Peniculida; Parameciidae
Source: the annotation of a GenBank genome assembly